Molecule: messenger RNA, 6991 nt
Organism: Arvicanthis niloticus (Nile rat)
Lineage: Eukaryota; Metazoa; Chordata; Mammalia; Rodentia; Muridae
Source: RefSeq, a predicted model, not a curated record
AUGCUGGUGGCAGUAGAGGGGGCCGGCCGGGUGCCUCCGCAGCUCAGCUGGCAGGGCCCUGUGGGGCGUGUGUGGCUGCUGGUGCGCGCCCCCAGCCCCACGCCUCCCCAUGCAGCCCUGGCAGUGCCUCCGGCGUUUUGCCCUGGCCUGGUGGGAGAGGACCGCCGAGGGUCGCGCCCGUUCUCCCAGGGAGGAGGUUGGACCGAGGGACCCUGGGGGCCGAGGGGAGCCAGAUCUGGGAGCUCUGCAGACCCCAGCUUUGGGAGAAGUGGGGGUCCCCAGUUGGAGCUUUCCAACUGCAGCCUCUCAGAAGGUGUUUGGGAUAAAGAUCCGGAGCGGAGCAGCCCCCCCAUGCUGUCUGCCGACGAUGCCGAGUACCCUCGGGAGUACCGGACCCUGGGGGGUGGGGGCGGAGGGGGCAGCGGGGGCCGGCGCUUCUCCAACGUGGGGCUGGUGCAUACCUCCGAGCGCCGGCACACGGUGAUCGCUGCCCAGAGCCUGGAGGCCCUCAGCGGGCUCCAGAAGGCCGAUGCUGACCGAAAGCGAGAUGCGUUCAUGGACCACCUGAAGAGCAAGUAUCCCCAGCAUGCUCUGGCUCUGCGAGGUCAGCAGGACAGGAUGCGAGAACAGCAACCAAACUACUGGAGCUUCAAGACCCGCAGCUCGCGCCAUACUCAGGGAGCCCAGCCAGGGCUGGCAGACCAGGCAGCCAAGCUGUCCUACGCCUCGGCUGAGUCGCUGGAGACAAUGUCCGAGGCCGAGCUGCCCCUGGGCUUCAGCAGGAUGAACCGCUUCCGACAGAGCUUGCCUCUCUCCCGCUCUGCCAGCCAGACCAAGCUGCGCUCACCAGGGGUCCUGUUCCUGCAGUUCGGGGAGGAGACGCGACGUGUACACAUCACGCAUGAGGUCAGCAGCCUGGACACGCUCCAUGCACUCAUCGCGCACAUGUUCCCGCAGAAGCUCACCAUGGGCAUGCUUAAGUCUCCCAACACCGCCAUCCUCAUCAAGGACGAGGCUCGAAAUGUCUUCUACGAGCUGGAAGACGUCCGGGAUAUCCAAGACCGAAGUAUCAUCAAGAUCUACAGGAAAGAGCCACUGUAUGCUGCUUUUCCUGGCUCACACCUCACCAACGGUGACCUCCGGAGAGAAAUGGUUUACGCGUCGCGGGAGUCGUCGCCCACGCGGCGCCUCAACAACCUGUCGCCCGCGUCGCACCUAGCGUCUAGCUCCCCGCCUCCAGGGCUGCCAUCGGGGCUGCCUUCGGGACUGCCAUCGGGCUCGCCCUCGCGCUCACGCCUCUCGUACGCUGGGGGCCGGCCGCCCUCUUAUGCCGGCAGCCCGGUGCACCACGCGGCUGAACGACUGGGAGGCGCCCCAGCCAGCCAGGGGGUGAGCCCCAGCCCCAGCGCCAUCCUGGAGCGGCGCGACGUGAAACCAGAUGAGGACCUGGCGGGCAAGGCGGGCGGCAUGGUGCUGGUGAAGGGCGAGGGCCUCUAUGCCGAUCCCUACGGGCUGCUGCACGAGGGCCGUCUGAGCCUGGCCGCCGCGGCGGGAGACCCGUUCGCAUACCCGGGCGCGGGCGGCUUGUACAAGCGGGGUUCCGUGCGCUCGCUCAGCACCUACUCGGCCGCCGCGCUGCAGUCCGACCUGGAGGACUCGUUGUACAAGGCGGGCGCCGGCGGCCCGCUCUACGGAGACGGCUAUGGUUUCCGUCUGCCGCCCUCGUCCCCGCAGAAGCUGGCCGAUGUCUCGGCGUCCUCCGGGGGACCUCCACCCCCGCACAGCCCCUACUCGGGGCCGCCCAGCCGUGGCUCGCCUGUGCGCCAGUCCUUCCGUAAAGAUUCGGGCUCCUCGUCCGUCUUUGCUGAGAGUCCUGGAGGCAAGGCCCGCAGCACCGGGGGUUCCUCUACGGCCGGAGCACCACCUUCUGAACUCUUCCCCGGACCUGGGGAGCGCUCCCUCGUAGGGUUCGGGCCGCCGGUGCCAGCCAAAGACACAGAGACCAGGGAGCGCAUGGAGGCCAUGGAGAAGCAGAUUGCAAGCCUCACUGGGCUGGUUCAGAGUGCCCUGCUGCGAGGCUCGGAGCCGGAGACCCCAAGUGAGAAGAUCGAAGGCUCCAAUGGAGCAGCCACCCCCUCAGCACUGUGUGGGUCGGGCAGUAAGAGUAGCGGGGCUACUCCGGUGUCGGGCCCUCCCCCGCCCUCGGCCAGCAGCACGCCUGCAGGGCAGCCCACUGCUGUCAGCCGUCUGCAGAUGCAGACGCAUCUGCGUGGCCUACAGAACAACGCUAGCGAUCUGCGUGGCCAGCUUCAGCAGUUGCGCAAGCUCCAGCUCCAGAACCAGGAGUCGGUGCGAGCGCUGCUGAAGCGCACCGAGGCGGAGCUGAGCAUGCGCGUGUCGGAGGCGGCGCGGCGGCAGGAGGACCCGUUGCAGCGGCAGCGCACCCUGGUGGAAGAGGAGCGUUUGCGUUACCUCAACGACGAGGAGCUCAUUACUCAGCAACUCAAUGACCUAGAGAAGUCAGUGGAGAAGAUCCAGAGGGACGUGGCCCAUAACCACCGGCUGGUGCCAGGUCCUGAGCUGGAGGAGAAGGCACUGGUGCUGAAGCAGCUUGGGGAGACGUUGACAGAGCUCAAGGCUCAUUUCCCAGGCCUGCAGAGUAAGAUGCGGGUGGUGCUGCGUGUGGAGGUGGAGGCGGUGAAGUUCCUGAAGGAGGAACCUCAACGCCUGGAUGGACUUCUCAAGCGCUGCCGGGGGGUCACCGACACACUGGCCCAGAUCCGAAGGCAAGUGGAUGAGGGCAUGUGGCCUCCCCCCAACAAUCUCCUGAACCAGUCCCCCAAGAAGGUGGCAGCUGAAACAGACUUCAGCAAAGGCGUGGAUUUUGAAAUACCACCCCCGAGUCCUCCACUGAAUCUCCACGAGCUGAGUGGACCUGCCGAAGGCACCCCUCUUACCCCAAAGAGCAGCAACCCCACCAAAGGCCUGGAUGCUCCCGGCAAGAGAAACACCGACAAAGCUGUGUCUGUUGAGGCUGCAGAGAGAGACUGGGAAGAGAAGCGGGCAGCUCUGACCCAGUACAGCGCCAAGGACAUCAACCGGCUGCUGGAGGAGACCCAGGCUGAGCUGCUCAAGGCCAUCCCCGACCUGGACUGUGCCAGCAAGACCCACCCUGGCCCUACUCCCACUCCAGACCACAAGCCCCCUAAGGCACCCCAUGGUCAGAAGGCAGCCCCCCGGACAGAGCCGAGUGGGAGAAGAGGAUCAGAUGAGCUCACAGUGCCCCGAUACCGCACAGAGAAGCCCUCCAAGUCACCCCCGCCACCCCCUCCCCGCCGGAGCUUCCCUUCCUCCCACGGCCUGACCACCACGCGCACUGGAGAAGUAGUGGUCACCAGUAAGAAAGACUCGGUCUUCAUCAAGAAGGCUGAGUCCGAGGAGCUGGAGGUCCAGAAGCCACAGGUGAAGCUGCGCCGAGCUGUGUCUGAGGUGGUCCGCCCCGCUUCCACGCCGCCCAUUAUGGCCUCUGCCAUCAAGGAUGAGGACGAUGAGGAACGGAUCAUUGCUGAGCUGGAGAGUGGUGGUGGCAGCGUGCCACCCAUGAAGGUGGUGACUCCCGGAGCCUCUCGGCUGAAGGCGGCCCAGGGCCCAGCAGGCAGCCCAGACAAAGGCAAACACGGCAAGCAACGAACAGAGUAUAUGAGGAUCCAGGCCCAGCAGCAGGCCACUAAACCAUCUAAAGAAAUGAGCGGUCCGAAUGAGACCUCAAGCCCCGUCUCAGAAAAGCCCUCUGGUUCCAGAACCUCCAUCCCUGUAUUGACUUCCUUUGGGGCAAGGAAUUCUUCCAUCUCCUUCUAGAAGCCCCUCAUGCACCACCCCAGCCUGCCCCUCCCUUACUCCUGCCAUCCACCCCUCUUCCUUUCAUACCUGCUCUCCCCUCCCCACUCUCACGCCUGAAGGGUUGUGGCGGGGCACGGCCCUCCGCUCUCUCAUCUCCUCUUGGUGUUUUUGGUUUUUUACGCGAUUUCCUUUAAUUAUCUUUCUUUUUCCUUUUUUUUUUCUUUUUUAAAGAGCAAAUGAGAAAGCUAAAAACCAAACACACCAACUUCCCCUGACUUCCGGUUCCCUAGUGGCCUCUGCUCCGCCCACUUCCUGUCAUCUUCUUCCCUUCUGCUCUUUCACCCUCUUCCCCCCACCCCUCAAGUCCAUCCAAAGUUCCCACCUCCCCUAACUUCCCAAGAACACUUGGAACAAACUCUGAGCCACGGAGACUUGGAGCGGAGCGAGACCCCCCUCUCAUUACUGGGUUCCUUCCUGGAGGAACAAAUGGACAAGGACUGACCCAGCGUCAGGCUGGACAAUGGACAAGGGAGACCCUGGCCUUGGAGACGUCCCACUGUCUGUCCAGCCUUCGAAGAGACAGAACAAUGCUGCUGCCCUGUGGUUUUUCUUUCGAACCAGGGUGGGCCUGGUAGCAGGCCUAGCUGGAGGGGAUCCCCAGAGAAGAGGCCAAGGCUGGGUGUAAAGGAGGGAAGGGGCGGGGGGGGGGGGGACACACUAGGUGCCAGGGGAGAAGCCGGCUCACUGCUGCUCAGUGUCCGGCUGGUGCUAGCAACAGAUGGAAGGAGGCCCCCAGGACACCUGUUAUGGAGGGUGCUUCUGGGGACAGCCUGCCCCUGGGGUUCUGCCUUGGGAGAGGGCAGCCCUGAGAGGGGCAUCUGGUACUUUUAGUUCCCUAAUUUAGCACUUUAAAUGCCAUUGACUUAUUUUAUGGGGGUGGGGUGGGGAAGAUGGAAGGGCCUGGAAACAUGUUUGGAGGGUGGGAAGGGUCUGGUUUGAGGGAUACAGGGAGAAGGGACGGGUGGGUACAGUAAAGUCUCUGACCCCUAGGGGGAGCAACUUGACCUUCAGCCAGCCUCUAUGAUUUGAGGGUUUUCAGGGAAGGGGUGAGAUGUGACUUGCCUGUGGGGAUCUGGUGACCACUUGUCAGGUGUUUGAGGAUCCCCAAGGCAGAAGAGCCAGCUAGUAUUCCAGUCUGGAUACCUUGCAGGGGUCCUGCACGGGGAAGACUGGCUUUUGGGUGGGUCCAGGAGUCAAAGGGAGAGGCUGACUUGCUUCUGGCCUGGCCCACAGAGGGGCCAGAGCAAGAAGGAAGAUUCUGUGAAGGGCUGUAAGGUGGAGGGGCUCCCCUUUGGAGCACAAAGCAGAUUAAGCACAGAGAUGUGGUCUUGGGACUAGUCCCACAGCAAGCACAGAGAGGAACCAUUGAAGGGACAGAACCCCAAGACUCUGGAGCCCAGCAGGGGAGAGCCAGUGGCAGCUGUUGAGGGUUUGGGGAGGGAGGGAAAACGGGGUUGUGUUUCUUUUCUUCAUUUAUUUUUAUUUAUUUCCAUUUUUGUUUUGUUAGUUUGCUCUUGUUUUCCAGCUUUGGGUCAUUUUUAUACUAAGGCAAGCAAGCCUUUUUGAAAAAUAACAAAUUCCCUCCCAGAAAAAAACAAAACAAAACAAAAAAAAAAACAAAAAAAAACCCUAAAAAAUAGAAAAAAAGGACCUCACAAUGAUGCAAUUACUUUUAAUUGCAAGCAACUCUUUACAUUUAAGUGAAGUGUCUUAACAUUUUAUAUUGUUUUAAAAAUAUAUUUACAUAUUAUAUAUAUAUAAUAUACGUAAUAUAAAUAUAUAUAAAUAUUUAAAAAAAAAAAAAAAAAGAAAGAAAACCACAGCACACUCUCCCUGGCCACUGUCUGGCAGGGGAGGGGCUGGGGACAGGCGUGUGGCCUGGUUUCUGUAGUCCCUGUGAAGCAGUUUGGUUUGAUUAGACUGUACAGAGACCCCUGGCUUGGGAGGGGAGGGGGAGGGGCCCCUCCACUCCAUUUCUCUUUGCUUGCCCCUACACCCGCUCAGCCCUGUGACCUGAGUGUGCACCCCUCCGUCAUUGUCCUGAGUUGAGUGUCCUCUAUGGAGAGAGGGGGAGCCAGAGAAAGUGACCAUUCAUGCAGGGGCUGCCCCACAAGCUCAGGCAAGGCCUGUGGGACUUGCAUAAUUCUACUUCUUUGAUUUGGUUCCUGUGCAUGUGUGUCCUGGAAGGCAUUUGUAUGGGAUCGUGUGCAGCCUGUGUGUGUGCGCGCUGGCACAAGCCCACAUAACUUGAGUGUGCACAUGCAUGGAUCGUGUGUGUAUAGGCAAAACUUAAUAUUGUAUGUGUGAAGCCUUGUACAUGUAUGUGAAUGUAACCUGCCUGGGCAUGGUUGUGUGGGGAGAGCUUUGGAGUAAGGAUGCGUGUGAUGUGUGUGUAGACAUGCCUGGCUGUUCGUGUGAGGGCCACACAUGUAUCGGUACAGAUGAUGUUAGCUGUGGGUAUGGUUGUGUGCAGGUGCAGGCAGGUGUGUGAGAGGGCCUCUGUGUGUGUGAGUACUCGUGUGCAUGUGUGUGUGUUCCAUCAUCCCUGCACCACUCGCUGGCUUCCCUCCCAAGCUCACCCCCCACCCCUACCCGGCUUCUCAAAGCCCGCAGCACGUUGAUUUCCCCCCCCCCAGCCCCCCAGCUGCAUGCGCCUGUCCAUCAGUGUGUGCUUGACAAGAGAAACUGCCACACCGGGGGACCCUGUACCUGGUCCCCUCACCCCUGCCCGCUGUGCUGUGUUACUCGCAUGGGGGGUUCUCUCUGGCCCCUUCCACAAUAUACUGUUUUCCCAGGGGCCUCGGGGCCAAGGCUUUGAGUGAGGUCCCAAGUGUGGCCCCCCAAGGCCAGCCCGGCUCCACACCCACCCGUCCACCCUGUAGGGCCUGUGUUGGUGUAGAAGUGAUGGCUUCUGUGGAUAUUGUGACCUCUGUCAGUGUAACUUGACAAUUUCUAAACGGAAAGGGUUGCUGUGUUUUCUGUCUCUUUUUUAAUGUCCUUUUUCCUUCCCUACCCCUCCUCCCUUCCCUUUUGGUUUUUCUAGCCGAGUGUUGGGGCUUUAAUAAAACUUGUUUCUUUUUUCUCUCCUGGA